Messenger RNA from Dromiciops gliroides (monito del monte), 3514 nucleotides. RefSeq names its product complement C1q like 3 (gene C1QL3). NCBI's taxonomy places the organism in Eukaryota, Metazoa, Chordata, Mammalia, Microbiotheria, Microbiotheriidae. The transcript has 2 exons. The record is from RefSeq and is a predicted model, not a curated record. Bases 134 to 901 code for a protein of 255 amino acids. Gene Ontology annotation, molecular function: protein binding.
UUUUCGGCUCUGAGGAGGUCCCCGCCCAGCCUUCAAAAUUUUGUCCAAAAGCAGACAAGAGGAUCGCCCCGCGCUGAGCCGGUUGGUGGGCAGCAGGAGGCGCCUGAUCGCCGCCGGGGCCCUGGGGGUGGUGAUGGUCCUGCUGCUGGUCAUCCUGAUCCCGGUGCUGGUGAGCUCGGCGGGCACGUCGGCGCACUACGAGAUGCUGGGCACCUGCCGCAUGGUGUGCGACCCCUACGGGGGCACCAAAGCGCCCAGCACUGCAGCGACCCCCGACCGGGGCCUCAUGCAAUCGCUGCCCACCUUCAUUCAGGGACCCAAAGGCGAAGCCGGCCGGCCGGGCAAAGCCGGCCCCCGCGGACCACCCGGAGAGCCCGGGCCGCCGGGCCCCGUGGGGCCUCCCGGAGAGAAGGGGGAGCCGGGCCGUCAGGGCCUGCCGGGGCCCCCCGGGGCUCCGGGGCUCAACGCGGCCGGGGCCAUCAGCGCCGCCACCUACAGCACCGUGCCCAAGAUCGCCUUCUACGCGGGCCUUAAGCGCCAACACGAAGGCUACGAGGUCCUCAAGUUCGACGACGUAGUCACCAAUCUGGGCAACCACUACGACCCGACCACGGGCAAGUUUACCUGCUCCAUCCCAGGCAUCUACUUCUUCACCUACCACGUCCUGAUGCGCGGAGGGGAUGGCACCAGCAUGUGGGCUGAUCUCUGCAAAAACAACCAGGUCCGUGCUAGCGCAAUUGCUCAGGACGCUGAUCAGAAUUACGACUAUGCCAGUAACAGUGUGGUUCUCCAUUUGGAGCCAGGAGAUGAAGUCUACAUAAAAUUAGAUGGAGGAAAAGCACAUGGAGGGAAUAACAACAAAUACAGCACGUUUUCUGGAUUUAUUAUUUAUGCGGACUGAUAAUUCGGAAACUAAACUUAUUUCUUCUGAAUCUGAGCACUGGAUCCAUAACAGCUCACGCCUGUGAAUCAAGAAUCCCAGUGGAUACCAACAGUGGGGCACCUCAAUAGUGUGUGUGUGUGUGUGUUGGGGGGAGGGGGGAAAUCAAAUGCUACCUGACACAUCUGUACAACUCAGAAAAAAAAAAACAAACACAAAACCUUAUGUUAAAAAAAAAAAUUAAAAGCAAGAUACGCAGAUGUGUGAUCCACUACCGCCGCCAAAGCAAAUACUCCUUAAUGUUAGUGUCCAUGUGAAUGAAGUCCUAUAGAGAUCACAACUUUUUAUAGAAAAAUCUACUAGACUGAAUUAUUUCUUCAAUAUAUAUGAUACUUUGGUGUAUUAUGAUAUUGCUGCUUUUAUCCAUAUGUCAGCUUUGGUUCUUGUGAGUUUACCUGCUAAUUAUGAUACCUGGAGGCCACUUAGAGUGUGGUGAGGGAUGAUUUUAAUCUAAAAGGAAGGUUUGAAGGAAAUCAUAUUGUUUCUUUCCAAAGAAAUUGUUUGCCUUGUAUUUUUGUUACUUUUACAUGUAAACUUAGGAAUGAUUCAGCUUUAAGCCUUAACCUGGAAUGUUCUAGAUUUGGGGGGAAGUAUUUCUCAAACCUUGUAUUAUUGCCACAUCAUUUAAUUUUUGUUAAUUUGGUUUCCCCCUCUCUCUAAUGAUGAUUUUUAGAAACAGAUCUAGAAUGUGAGAUUGAAUUGUCUUGUAAAUGUGCUAAGAAACCUGUGUAAGUAUCUACAGUGUUUAGAUAGCUUCAUAAUUGUUCAUCUUGUCAAUAUAGAUAUUGAGUCCAUAUAAAAAAUCUACACUUCCUUCAAAAGGCAAAAGCAUUUCUUUUUCAGUCUAAAUCCAGAUUACAGUCCUCUUCCUCAUUCCCACCUCUCAUGCCCUGGGAUGGAACAAAAGGUUAUUGAUGCACAAAGGCUUAAUUUGAGCCUCUGCAUGAAUUACCAAGGGGACAGUUUGUGAUGCCUUCAAACCCUUACUGAGGUUAUUUCAAAAUUAACAGAUAGAUGUAUUAUCAAUAUAACAAGAUGUAUAUAUUUUAUACACAAUAUAUAUUAUAUAUAAUAUGUACAUUAUAUAUAAUGUAUAUAUAUAUAUUAUAUGUGGCUUAGGCACAGUGGAUAUAGAGUCUAGAGAACUACAUUUUUAAAAAGUAAACUAUAUAUGGUAUUUGAAUUAUUUUGAAUGUCAAAAACACAUGGAGUACCAAAACAAUAGUUCUUAGUGAAAAUGGCUCCUGUUAACAAUUUCAAAAGAGAAUAUUAUUUUGCAUAGGUUAAAGAUGGUCUGGAGCACAUUUUCCUUUCUAUUGGACCACUCCUCUCUUAUUCUGACCAAGAGUUUAUCCCAGAGUCUGUGGUAGGCUAUUAACAUUAGGCUUGCAGUAACAAAGUGGCUUCUCCUUCAAUGUUGAUGUAUUACAUGUAUUUGAGCUAUCAAUUUGUUCUUGUUUCAGAGGUGGACUGAAACUGACACUAAUGUAGAUUUUGAGAGCAGUUAGAGGCCAAAAUCCAGCCUUUCUGGUUAAUAUGUACCGCCAAAAGCCAUCUCUUUAAUCUACCAAGUGAAAGAUAUAAAGUACGUGUUGUCAUACUCUGACCUGUCAAACAACUUCCCCCAUAAUGAUGAAAAAUCUAUUCCUUGCUAUUUGCCUUUGAAGAUCCCUUGACAAAUAUCUUCCAGGAACAGAAAUUUUAAAAAUAUUUAACCCACUUGUUUCAUUGCCGAGGGAAUCAUAUAUGUCCUUUCUGCUUUUUUCAGGAAACUAGUUUGUCCCUUUGGUUUGUCCCUCUUGGGACAGUUCCAUCCCAAGUCUGUGGGUUAUCCCCAUGCUCAGCUAUGCUUAUUUUUCAGUAAACCUCUAAGGUAGCCUCACCAAGAUCUCAAAAAAGCAUUAUUGUUGUUCAUCAAUAUAUUUAUUUAUAGUUCCUGUUUUCCCCAGUAACGUGUCUGUCUGGUCAAAUACCACGAUUUACCAGAUGAAAAGCAUGAAGAUACUGACCAAGUGGAAUGGUUAAUACUCUUUGGUCUUUCUAAUGUUGAGAUAUUUCAUAAAAAAGAUUAAAAUGAACUUCCCUUCCACUUGAGGGACCUUGACAAUUGUGGAUGUGUAUGUUUACUACAGAGGAAACUGGAAGCAAGGUGUGAGGAAACUGUGUAUAUCAAUUAUAAAAGUAAGCAUUCAAGCAAAAGAUUUAUUUUAGGAGCAGAGUACACCAAGGAGUUAAUAAAGGACUUCAUUCCACAGGAAAACAAACAAACAAACAAACAAACAAACAAAAAACCCAACCAACAACCCAGAGCUGGAUACCAAGCUCUAAAAAUCAAGAUUAUCAUUUCUAAUAGAUAUGACCUUUUCUUCAGAUAAAUAAGCAUUGCUUACCCCUGUUUAGGCUUGGAGAAAAAGACUCAAAAAGUAUACAAAAGAAAUGGGAAAACAUAUAAGGCAAACAUUUCUUUUAUUUAUUUAUUCAUUUAUUUAGCAUCAUAUCUUACAAACCAAUUAAAUUGUGGCCUUUGUUAUACAUGUAAUGAUGAUGAUUCAUUAAACUCUAUUAUGUAAUAGA